AUAGAGAGGACACGAAAGAGAAACAGGUGUAACGCCCGACCACUCCCCUAUUACAAGUUUGACAACAACAACGUUAACUUUUCGCUUCUCGACCGCGGGUUUUUUGGAUUAACUAACAGAACAUUUAUAACAAGAAAAGAAACGAACUCAUUGAUCGAACACCUGUCGUUAAUUUGAAUACAGGAUUACAGUUCACUGUCAGUUGCUGAUGACAAACAAGAUCAUGAUUUAGACUGAUUUUCACGGAUUUACCCGGAUUACUAAAGACAUGCAAAGAAUUACACUUCAUCUGGAACUACCCGUCUCACCUUGCUAUAGGCCAUAACAGGUAACAGUUGGAAGUGGGACUAGCGCAGACACGAUGGCGCUGAGUUCGAGAUCUGGAGAUGAAGAGAUGGGAGUGGAGGACAUGAUAAACUUGAGUGUUCUCAAUGAAGAAACCAUUCUGAAGAACUUGAAGAAACGAUAUGGCCAGGAACACAUUUACACGUACACUGGGAGUAUCCUGGUGGCAGUCAACCCGUACAAGAUGUUCAGUAUCUACGGACUCGACAUGGUCAAGAAGUACGAGGGCCAGGCGCUUGGUUCACUGUCACCACAUAUUUUUGCUGUGUCGAGUUCUUCAUAUUGCAAGAUGGUCAAGGAUACAGAAAACCAGGUUUUAGUCAUCAGUGGUGAGAGUGGAGCUGGUAAGACUGAGAGCACGAAGCUGGUGAUGCAGUACCUGGCGGCCGUGAACAAGUCCGGAAACAACCUCAUCACCGAGCAGAUCCUCGAGGCUAACCCUCUUCUAGAAUCGUUCGGAAAUGCCAAAACCAUACGCAAUGACAACUCAAGUCGGUUCGGAAAAUACAUUGAGGUUUUCUUCAAAGAAGGUUCAAUAGUUGGUGCUAGGACCUUAGAGUACUUACUGGAGAAAUCUCGCAUUGUAACUCAGGCCCCAGAUGAGAGGAACUAUCAUAUAUUCUAUGAGAUGCUGGAAUCUCUGACUGAGGAACAAAAGUCACAAUUUGGCCUUCAAACGUCCUCCAAAUAUUUCUACCUCAAUCAGGGGGACACAACUAGCAUCCCAGGCCGUGAUGAAACAGAAAACUUUCGCAAAGUGCAGUCUGCCAUGGAAAUUCUCAACUUCAAGAAAGAUGAAAAGGAAACCGUUUUUAAGAUUCUGGCCUCUGUCCUGCAUGUGGGAAACAUCUACUUCAAAUCAGUAAACAAUGUUGACAACCAUGAUACAGUGGAACUAGGCAGUGAUGCAGAGAUCAAGUGGAUUGCCUACCUGCUGGGACUUUCUGAAGACUGGCUCAAACAGGCUCUCGUCAGUAAAGUCACAGAAGCAAGAGGGGAUAGAGUUAUCUCCCCUUACAAUUUUGAUCAAGCUUUGGAUACGAGAGAUGCCAUAGCAAAGGCUUUGUACAGUCGUUUGUUUACGUGGCUUGUGGAACGGAUCAACUAUGUCAUUUGCCGAGGGGAAAGAGAGAAAACUACUUCUCUAGCUGUUCUUGACAUUUUUGGUUUUGAGGACUUCAAGAUCAACAGUUUUGAGCAGCUGUGUAUCAACUAUGCCAACGAGACACUGCAGUUCUUCUUCAAUCAGCACAUCUUCAAGCUGGAGCAGAAGGAAUACACCAAGGAGAAGAUCCGCUGGCAGCACAUUGAAUUCAAGGACAACCAGCCUACCAUUGACCUGAUAGCAACGAAACCUGCUGGAAUUCUUCACAUUCUUGAUGAUGAGUGCAACUUUCCACAAUCUACAGAUCUGUCAUUCCUGGAGAAGUGUCACUACCACCACCAUCAGAACAUUCUGUACAGCAAACCACGCAUGUCGGACCCAGAAUUCUGCAUCGUUCAUUAUGCUGGCAGGAUCAAGUACAGCGUGAACCACUUCCUGGAGAAGAACAAAGACACACUGAGAAGUGACGUGGUGGAGCUGAUGUGUGAAAGUAAAAACCAGAUGAUUUCUCAGAUGUUCAAGGACAUGCGUGAUCGGCACAUCACCAAGACACUGAGUAAGACGACUGGUCGCUACGUGACUCUCAAACCGCAGAAACCGACCGUGGCGGCGAGCUUCACCGAAUCUCUUCUGUCUCUCAUCGACACCAUGUCCAGAUGUAACCCGUACUUCGUGCGGUGUAUCAAGCCCAAUGUGAGCAAGACGGCCAUGUUGUUUGAGGAAGACGUGGUACAGGAUCAACUCCGAUACAGCGGCAUGAUGGAAACAAUCCGAAUACGCAAGAUGGGCUACCCGAUCAGAAUCAAGUUUCCACACUUCAUCGAGAGGUAUCGGUGUCUGGCUAGGAAGUUCAUCAUCUCCUCUAGCACUCUGCCAUCAGAAGUGUGUGCUAAAAUCCUUGAAACUCAGGGACCGCAGUUUUCCAAACAGUAUCAGAUUGGAGCAACCAAGGUUUUCAUGAAGGAGAACUUCGAACAGCAUCUGGAUGUACAGGCUAUCAAAAUUCAGCUCGAUGCCGUUAUUCGCAUCCAGAAGUCGAUGCGCGCGUUUCUGGCCAGGAAGAAGUUCCUCAAAGUGCGCGAGUCGAACAUCAAGAUCCAAACAGCCAUCAGAAGAUACAUCAAAAGAAAGAGGUUUCAAGUACUUCGUCAUGGUAUUACCCUACUUCAAGCCCAGCAUCGCAUGCGCAUACAGCGCCGACGGUUCCUGGUGGCUAGAGAACAGAUGCGACAGCGAAUUGAAGCUGAGAGGCUAGUAAGACGAAAACAAGAAGCUCGUGAAAAAAUGGAGAGAGAGCAGAGGGAAAAAGCAGCAAGAGAAGCAGCCAGUGUUUCUAAUCUUGAAAUUCCCGGAGAGCUGGCUUUCAUAUACAGCAGACUGGAUGAGUGGCAGCAUGUUAACAAUGCCGAACACAUCAUUGCUGUCAGUAGUGGCAUCCACCCCAUCGACAUGGGCUACAGACUUCCCAUCGACAUCAACUCGCAUGUGUUCAGCAAGUACACAAGUGUAUAUUUCAAGAAUCCUACAUGGGGUUUUCAAGCUGAACCAAUCAGAACACCUCUUACAUCUGUGCAAGGGGAAGAACUUAUUCAUAGAUCUUGCUCCAUCUUCAAGUUGAUCCUUCGUUUCAUGAUGGACCACAAUAUGGGUGAAAAAAGACUCAAAGUUCUUGCUGAUUACAUUGUUCAGAUGGGUCUGCAGUAUGAGGGUGUGCGCGAUGAAAUUCUGUGUCAGCUUAUCAAUCAAACUUGGAAGAAUCAAAAUGUGAUGAAUGCAGAACGGGCGUGGCUGCUCAUGGCUUCUUGUCUGAGCUGUUUCUCCGCGAGUCCCACCCUCUUCAAAUACCUUCUCAAGUAUGUGUCUGAUGUGGGCAUGAAUCAGUUCAAGGUCAUUUGCCAACACAAAGUCCUGCAAAGUGCCAACAUAGAGCCUCAGUUGUGUCGCAUUUACCCCCCUUGUCUCUUGGAGUGGGUGGCCAAUCAGAGGAAGGCCAGCAUGGGACUGGAGGUUAAAUUUCCUGAUGAUCAUAAUUUCAUUGGUCAUGUUGAAUCUUGGACCUCUGGAGAAUUAUUCACUUCUCAGCUUCUGAAAGCAAGAGGUUUAUCUGAGAAUGCUCAUGGCUGGACAGUUGUUCUGAAGGACGACCUGGACUACUACGAGCUCAUGGGAUAUGAUUUCGUCCUUGACCUCAUCAGCGAAAUGGAAAUUGUCCCAGGCUUCCCAACAUGCAAGGCGUACUUCCUGGUGUCAUGUGACAGGAGUCAGGAGCGGCUCAGUCGACAUCGCCACGUCCAGACAGAAAGUGCACAUAAUCCUGACAAAGAACGCAUUAUGGUGGUUGUUGGCCACUUGCCCAAAUCUACACGGAAAGAGACAGUUUAUUCGACCUCAGACUUUCUAAAGCAAACCGAGAGGAAUGGUGUGGAUGAUGAACUUGUGAACAUCUACAGGCAGUCAAAACAGCUGAGAGACGAUGACACCCUGAACAUUCACCGCCAAGGCCGACAGUCGGAGAGAAAAACUAAAUACGACAUCCGCAGUUCACAGAUUGCCAAAACUGUCACCCAGAAUGAAGAUGACGAAGACCUCAAGUUUUCCAUGACGAGCGUGCUGAACCAGCGCCCAACCGACAUCAUGAUCGGGCUGUCGGACACGAAACUGAACGUCCGAUACAACAAACGCCGGGCGCCCACGCCUCCCAUAACAAACGGCAUCACCAACGGGGUCAUGACGAACGGCCACAUCACCACGAUUCAAGAAUCAGAUGUGAGUGAGCAUGAUCUGUCUGCUAACAGGAUAAACACGAGGUAUUUCCCAAAUGGCGAUGUGUCUCACAGUGAAAUGAAUGGUGACCUGUCGCCCAAUAAGCUGAAUUCUCGCUACGUGAAGUCAGGUGGGAAAUCGGCGCUGGCCAAGACGAAGCCGGGAACCGCGGAACACAUGAUAUCAAAGAAGGACAAGAGAGACCGCAUGUCGAUCGCGUCGGACUUGUCGGGGGCUAAUUCGGAUUGGUCCCACUGGGUGGAGGAUGUCUUCAGCAAUGCCCUCAAUGAGCAUGAUGACCUCAGCGAUGGGAGGUCACUGGAACAGAGAAUUAAAGGAGGUGGCAAAGGUGUUCCAGGAUUGCAAACACAACAGACAACCAUUCCUAUUCUGCCAGUUGGGCUUGGAUUGACCCAAACAAACGUGACCACUCCUAACAUAGGCCUGCAGAAUGUUGAUUCAGUACAGCAGCUGGUUGCUCAGCAUCUGGCACAGCAACAGCUGGCACAACAACAACAUCAACAACAAGCACAGGCACAACAACAACAACAACAACAAGUACAACAGCAACAAGCCGUUCUCCAGGCGUAUAUGCAAGCUCAGCAGCAGCAGCAACAACAAGCGGCUCUGAUCCAGGCCGCCCUGCAGCAACAACAGCAGAGUGCCCAGAGCCAGCACCAGCAGACGGCCGCCUUGAAGGCUGCCCUCCAGCAGCAGGAGCUGCAGAACAAGCUGCUCAAACAGUCCAUAGAGCAGGAGAUCCUGAAACAACAGCUGCAGCAGAUGCAGCACACCACCCACCCGGCCCCUGUUGUACCUCCACUAGGUCUGGGGCUCGUCAGCCCUGACAACAGCUUCUCAUCCAAUGUUGGCUUCCCUCCGGAACUUGCAGUAUCCAUGGCCACAGCAGGUCCCAGCAUACAGACCAGAACCAGGACCUUUGCACAUGUACCUGCACCUGUACCUGCACCUGCACCGUCAGCUCCUGAAGUCCCAGCCAAGAAGGUCUCGUUCAUCAAGUCUUCGUUCGAGAACAAGGCUCCUGUUGUCAAUACGGUUGUGAACACUGUGAACCAUGUGCCUGUGCUGCAAAAGGUUACCGAGGAAUCAAGUCAGAGUUCAGCGUUUCAGAUCGGCUCGCAGGACCAAGGAGGUGUUGUCACGACGAUAAAGUUUCCAGCGCGGUCAGACGAGCGCUCAGACAGGCCAGCCAGAACGUCCGCGUCACCACCUCCACCUCCCCCGCAACCACCACCUCCACCAGAACAGUUUGCAGACUCUCCCCGCCUUCACUCCCAGCUGAAAAGUCCCCCAGUUCCUCCUCCCCCUCCCCCAGUCUCAAUGGUGAGCAGAGAAGAGCCAGGGUCGUUCACCAUCAGGGACCGUGAGGGCAGGGCCAGAACAAUCCGAGUUGGGAGGGUGGUGUGGCCCCCGCCAGUCCAUCAGGAGGAAAGGAAGGACAUAGAAGUUGGAAAGCUGGAGAUAGAUGAGCAGGUGGCCAGGAACCUCAACAACAGAAUGAUGGGCAAGAAGUGGAGUCGCCCGGAACUACCGAAAGAACAGGAGACACAGCCCAAGUCCAUUCUCAAGAAAAAUGAACAGGGCCUACAGAUGCGAAGAACCAAAUCUCUGGUUGAAUCAGCUGACCACAUCAAUACUUUGCGUCUGCUGGAGAUGAAGCUGGGAGGAGGAAGUGCGAAAUCUCAGACAUCCGUGGAGACGGCACAGCAGACCACGGACACAUUGAAGAGAGCGCAGUCGCCGGAAUAUUCCACUCGGAUAGAACAAGACCCUCCACCAUUGCCAAACCGACCACCACCGAAGAAAUUUGCAGUCAUUGAAACACAAACCACAAUAACUCAGAAAAACAAAGAGAUCAAGAGCUCAGAAUUACGCGAGUCUGGCAAAUACAACAGAAAGAUUGAGCCUGAUACCAUACAGCAGGAGGUGUAUACGAAUCGUAUUGAACCAGAUAAACCGGAGCCCCAAGUUCGGUCAAGACUCGGCGAGUCGGGUAUCUAUGCCUCACGUAUUGAGCCAGAUCCUGUGCCAGUCAAACAAACAAAGCCCCAGAUAGAUUUUGCCGCUUUCGAGAAGGCAAUCACAGAGCUGUAUCCACAGAACAAGACCAACUUCCUGGUUUAUCACAAGGUGCCGUGGGUUCUACAGAUCAGAAAGGAGGUUUUCUGGCCUGCUGAGAAGCUGGAGAAACCUCUGGCUCUUCAUCUCAUCUACUGCCAGAUCGUCCAGGACGUCCACAACAUUGGCUGCAUCCGGAUCAGCAAGGAAGAACGCACCAAAAUGAGGGGAACACUAGAGGGCUAUGGUGUCAACAGAGACAACUUCUUGGUUCAAGACAUUAACACCAAAGUGAAGAGAAUCAUUGUGGACACAGCUAAAGAAUGGCCGACAUAUUUUUGCAGACUUUUCCCUGUUGCGUCCAAUGGCCAGUAUGCAGUGGUUAAAUAUUUCGGUGUUAACCACACUGGUCUCCGAAUGAUCGCAAGAGAAAAGAGUAUUGUGGAUGAUUUCCUGUCUGUAAUAGAAGAAAUACGAUUUGUUGAUGUUGUAACCUGCAGUAUGUUGACGAGUACAGUGAUUGAACUACACCUGAAAACCAAGUCUCUCAUCUUCUACACUCCACAUGCUCGACAGUUGAAAGACAUGGUUGAUAAAUUCUGUUCAGAAAGUGAAAAAGGAAACAAGUAUGUGGUAGCGACCAAGGACUAUGUGACCCGGGAGUCGACACUGCUGAGUUUCCAGCGUGGAGACAUCAUCAAACUGGUGGAGACAGAAAUGCAUUUGGACAGUGGAUGGCUGUAUGGAUUGCUGAAUGGCGUUGUGGGACUGUUUCCAGCUGAGUAUGUGAAACCACUGGCAAGGCACGAAAUAGAAACAACAGACAUGAAGGUGCAUUUAGCGAGACCUCCAAGUAGAGAAGGGCACCGAGAUGACCAGAGUGAGACCAGUUACGGAACUGCUGCCAACAUCACUGACGGCAAGUUCUCCAUGAUGGAGUUCGCCAUGCUGCACUUCAGGGAGAGCGUUGACAAGUUUGAGAUGUUGCGAACAGAUGAUGGUUCGAUCAGAGGAACGAUUAAGAGAAUUGAAAAUGCCAAGUUGCAUAAUCUGCAUCAGUCGAGGCAGCGAGGUGAUGGUGCAGACUGGUCUUGGCGAGAGCAAGCUGACCUUAUUAAAUGGACCCGUUCUCCCAUCCAGGCAUCUCUUUUGAAACUUCCAACAACUGAACUCAACAAGCUGGCACUGGAAUGUUUUGUCUCCAUUAUGAUGUUCAUGGGAGAUUACCCAAUGCGACAUAAGCAGACUGACUAUGACUGUGUGAUGAAGAUUCUCAGGGCCUGUCACAAGUACCCCGAGUUGAGAGAUGAGGUUUACUGUCAGAUGUGUAAGCAGACGACAAGCAACAGGAGCAUGAAGGGAAAGAGUGCUAUCCGAGGCUGGCGCCUGUUUGCGCUGGUGGCGGCAUUCUGUGACUGCUCAGACACACUGCGACCGUAUCUGUUCAAACUGCUGGAAACCACCAGCAUGGACACCACACGCACGUUCAGUCAGUCUGCCGCUUUGGUUAUUCACAACCUGAGAAAGACGUUUAAAUAUGGUGGCAGAAAGAAUGUUCCUUUGAGAGAAGAAGUGCAGGCACUUGCUGAUGGGCGGACGUGCAAGCGCUUCCCGUUCAUCUACAGUGGAUCAGACUCACACGGAGGAAUGCUACAAGUCAAGUCUUGUACAAUUGUGCUGGAUGCAAUCUUUGACAUUUGCCGAGGUCUCAAUAUUUAUGAUCCAAUUGAGAUGGAUGAAUAUACACUCUUUAUCCGAACACGAGAUGCCAACUUCAACAAGCUUAGCCGAGAGGAAUACAUCCUAGACGUGACGGCCGAGUUUGUCCGCAAGAAGAUGGAAUUUGAUCUGAUUUUCCAGCGCACUGUGUGGUUUUUCCCGAUCCGACACAUGGACAAUGAGGUUUACGUGGACAUGAUGUUUGAGCAGUGCAUUCUCGACUUCCUCGAUGGCCUGCUUGUGGUUCUAAACAAGGGAGAUAUUAGUAAAGACCACCAGAAUGAAGUUGCGAUCAUGGGAGCUAUGCUGUUCAAAGGUCAACAACAAGUUGGUCUCCCAACACUGAAAGAUCUAGAAAUACUGGUCCCCCGCACUGUACGCAACCACCCCGACAUCAAGCCGCAGCAGUGGCUCAAUCGAAUCCAUGACAAGAUGAUGGAAACCAAACAACUUAGCCCAACUGAAUGCAAAGCCAGAUUUAUAGAAAUUCUUUCAAGAUGGCAGUUAUUUGGAUCAACGUUCUUCCUUGUUAAGAACAUACCAAACGUGGGACGAGACGUGAUGCUGGCAGUCAACAAGAAUGGAAUUCAGUUCCUCAAAAAAGGCACUCAGGAAACACUAGUGCAACAUCCAUUUAGUGAGAUUUUAUCAACACGGCGUUACCGUAGUGACUACAACGUUAACUACUUGGACAUGAAGAUUGGAAAUCUUAUGAUUCAGAAGAUACUAAGAAUAGAAACUGACCAGGGAUCAGAUAUCUCCAAUUUGAUUGGUCAGUACAUGCAAGUCAUCAACAAGUACCGCAAACGACCCGACAGGCCCAGUCCAGUACAGAACUAAACUUAGCAUGGAAACAAAACUGUGAAAUGUUCAGAUUUGUCACAAAAACAAGUGAAACUAUUUGUUUUCUAUAAGAAGUGCAAACAUACACAAUGUUUAAAUAGUUAGUGACUGAAAAUAAUAAAAUUUGUUUAUACAUUAUCUGAAGAAAACCAAAACACACAUAAAAAUGUUUUCUAAAGAUACUCUGACAAGAUAAUUGUUUUUAAGAUGAAGUGAAUCUUUUCAUAUUUCCCUCUUUUACAAUUGUGCUUUUUGUUUUAUGUUUAAUAUAUGAAUGAGGAAAAUAUGAUAUGUGACUUUGGAAUAUCCAGCAAAUUUGGAGAGGAUAAGAAACUAACUUUUGUGAUAUUUUUCGGGUAUAUAAACAAAAUGAUGGCAUCUUUAUACAUUCCAGACAGAACAAGUUGUGGAAGGAAUCUUACAUGAAAUGGAUUCAUUGAUUCCAAAAUAAUGAAAUACAGAAGAUAAACCAACAGUGAUGUAUAUGUAUUUAAUCCCCACUUUCACCAUACCCCACCCCCCUUUUUUUACAGGUUGUACAAAUUAAUAUGCAAGAAGCUAUAUAAUUAUACAUAUCAACUAGUAGUCCUUAGAUGAACUUAUUUGUUUUGUAGAUUGUUUGUUUUAUAUUAUAAUGAAAUGUUUGGAGACUCAUUACAGUACUUCAAAAUAUUACACUAUGAAAAUGUAAAUAGUUGAACUAUAUAUAUAUAUAUAUUGUGGUAAAAUAUUUGUGAAUGAAAAGGACAUAUCUAAAGUGACUUUAUACAUAGGGGGUUAUUGUCUAAGGUUCCCAUAAUUAUAGCAGGCAUGGGUGUAUAAUUAUGUUAUAUAUAUAAUAUAUAAAUAUUAUAAGCUAUAUAUAUAUAUAUAUAUAUAUAUAUACACAUGUGUAUAUAUAUAUAUAUAUAUAUAACAU
Gigantopelta aegis is the source of this 9773-nucleotide messenger RNA. RefSeq names its product unconventional myosin-XV-like. Gene Ontology annotation, molecular function: ATP binding; protein binding; cytoskeletal motor activity. The transcript has 61 exons. The coding region runs from base 362 to 8851 and encodes 2829 amino acids. The record is from RefSeq and is a predicted model, not a curated record. Lineage: Eukaryota; Metazoa; Mollusca; Gastropoda; Neomphalida; Peltospiridae. Gene Ontology annotation, cellular component: myosin complex; cytoskeleton.